This is a messenger RNA of Drosophila ananassae, 2054 nucleotides long. It is a transcript of the gene ref(2)P, whose product is annotated as protein ref(2)P. Bases 1 to 1797 code for a protein of 598 amino acids. Gene Ontology annotation, cellular component: amphisome; aggresome. The record is from RefSeq and is a predicted model, not a curated record. Gene Ontology annotation, molecular function: protein kinase C binding; K63-linked polyubiquitin modification-dependent protein binding; zinc ion binding. Gene Ontology annotation, biological process: mitophagy; aggrephagy; endosome organization. NCBI's taxonomy places the organism in Eukaryota, Metazoa, Arthropoda, Insecta, Diptera, Drosophilidae. The transcript is spliced from 3 exons.
AUGCCGGAAAAACUAUUGAAAAUCAGCUACCAGGGCGAUGGAGCCCAAAAGAAAAUAAAUGCGUAUUUAAGGAUGCCGUCGCAAACCUACUCCGUUUUGCGUCGCGAAAUCGAGUUAUAUUUGUUUACUGAGCGCCACCUGCCCCAGUGUGAGAUCAGGACCUUCUGGAUCGAUACCGAUAAUGAUGAAAUUGAGAUUGUCAACCAGAAUGACUAUGACAUUUUUCUGGCCAAGUGCGAGCAGAGUAUGCACGUCCAGGUAGCUCCCCUCACUCCCACGGUGGUGGAAACCGAUGCCAUCAAGAAGGAAGCUUCCGCCGCCGGCGCUUCAGUUCCCUCGGCCGAUGAUCCAAGCAAUUUCACCAUCCACGAUCUUGUUGAGUGUGACGGCUGCGGACUGUCGCCGAUUGUUGGAUUCCGGUACAAGUGCGUCCAGUGCAGCAAUUUCGAUCUCUGCCAGAAAUGUGAAGCGGUCCACAAGCAUCCGGAGCAUUUGAUGAUUCGCAUGCCCACCAAUGAUGGGCCCAGCUUGAUAGAAGCCUAUAUUACAGGAUCGAAUCCACAUGGCCGCCGUUGCAACCGUCGUUCUAGAGGCCACUGCCCCUUUGCAGAGGCUGCCCAGGGAUCAACUCCAUCGGGUGAUGCACCCCGGGAGAGUCGUCGUGAGCGCCGCCAUGCUCGUAAGAAUGUUUUUUCCCAUAUUAUGGAGGUGAUGUCCAAUUUGCCUCUAAACGAGCCAAUAGUGGCUUCUACUGCUGCUACAGCAACUGCUCAACCGAAGCCCCAGACAACUGCUGCAACGGCUCCACCUACUGAGUCGGUUCCUUCGAAGCCAGAGGACAAUGCUAACGCUCAAAAGGAACCCAAACCAUCUGAGGAGAAGAAGAACUCCACGGCUUCAACUGAGGGGCCUACCAUGAACAAGGAACCAGAGACUACCCCGGCUCAGGACACACCAACUCAAGGCAGUGCUCCCACAACUCCAGUCAUAAAUCUUGAGAAUCUCUCGCAAAUGGUACCACCCGAGUAUAUGCGUGCUGGUAUCGAAAUCUUGAACAAUUUCAGUGAGAUGUUUGCCAAGAUGAUCGAUCCCGCUGAGUCUGCUGCUUCGGGCAGCUUUGCUCCAUCGACGACCUCUGGAUCCGAGGUCCCCAAGCCUACCCCAAAUGCACAGUCCGCUGCUUCUUCAGUGAAUCCAUCUGGUCCAACCUCUACUGCAAGCUCCUUUGCUGAGGCUCCUCUUGAUACAGAGCCAUUGCUGCCAAAGGAACCGGCUUCACCAAAGGCCACCAACGAGCAGGAACCGGAGAGGCGCCGUUCGGAGAGUUUGGAUCAUGACUGGCAAAUGGUCGACGGUAAUGUCUCGGCUUCAAGUUCCAAAAUGGCCAGCACUGAUGCCUUGAUUAGCAUUGAUUCUACCGGUCCCCCGGCUGCUCCUCAGCAGCAGGUGCGUGACUUUGGACAACUGGGCGAAAUGCUCCGCCAACACAUUAAUGAAGAGGCCCGUAUUGAACAUGCCACAGCCAAUACCCAGACCUCCCAAGUGGACACUGUAAGCACAUCGACUUCAACCACAUCUGUUUCGACCAACAGCGUCGGUACAUCACCAGCAGCCCCAGAGGAGAAGCGCAGUGUUCCCGUCUACCACACCAAUGAGGGCAUUAAUUCGGCCAUUCACGCUAUGAUGGCCAUGGGCUUCAGCAACGAGGGGGCCUGGCUCACCCAACUGCUCGAGUCGGUGAAUGGAAACAUACCGGCUGCUUUGGAUGUCAUGCACCACUCGCAAAAUCGCAACUAAAUCGGCGUUCUUAGUUCAUAUAAGCAUAUAUAUCUAUCGUGUAUCUUCAAUAUUUGUGAGCCCAAUGAAAUUGUGGUAUUUUUUUAAUCAGUUUACAGUGUACUAGUAGGUGCUUUUUCGCUUGGUGAUUGAUAAAACGCGCUACCAAAAAACAAAAAGUGAAAUGUUUAAAUGUGUUUUAUGUUUCAAAUAAUCGAAAAUAUGUUAUCAAUGUAUUCAAUAUAUAAAUAAAUGCAAUAAAACUAAAAGAAUGUCAA